Molecule: messenger RNA, 2521 nt
Organism: Belonocnema kinseyi
Lineage: Eukaryota; Metazoa; Arthropoda; Insecta; Hymenoptera; Cynipidae
Product: PI-PLC X domain-containing protein 1-like
Exons: 8
Coding region: 1051-2331 (426 amino acids)
Biological process (GO): lipid metabolic process
Molecular function (GO): phosphoric diester hydrolase activity
Source: RefSeq, a predicted model, not a curated record
GCGUCGCGUACAUUGAUUAAUUUUUUUGAGAGACUAUUCCAACACAGAAAAUUCUGGUUUAAAACUCAGCGGGGAUGAUGUAAAAAGAUUUAAGAAGUACUUAUACCUUAGUGGCGAUAAUAAUGAGGGUUUACUCUUGAGCUUAAAGACAUAAUGGGAUGAGAAGGAGCAUUAAGUAGCGCGACCGGAAGUCUACAAAAGAGCUUACUGCAGAUAAAUGAGGUCGAUGAUACGUGACUCUGUUCUCGAUGUUGAGUCGCUCGCCUCGUUGAAUAAAGAACGGAUAUACGCGAAUGUCCAUCCGCGAGUUACGUUUCCAGUCUAUGAGAAAGUGAAACUCGCUCAUCAGUGAAAUGACUUUUGCAACAAAAAGCAACCAAUCAGAAUAGUAUAAAGUCGCAUUCUUUAUUCCAACAGGCAUUGAAACCAAAAGUUCUAGUUCAAAAGUGCAAGUGAAUUUUAUAGUGAAGUUUACUAUAGUUUUCAUCUUAUUUUUAAAUGUCACCGCGAAUGUUCUAUAGUGAAUAAAUAAAAAUUUAUUUCCUAGUCUACAUUAUUUAAAAAUAAGCAAUUGUGGUGUGUGAUACGUGAUUUUCAGUCAAUUAUAAAUAUCAGCGAAAUAAUUAACAAAAGAAAUGAAGGGCAUUGUUUCUCUGUUUAUAAUAUAUAAUGUUCUAUGACACGUGUUAUGGAAUGUCGACACAAUUUCUAUGUGCUCACCCAGAGUAAUUUUCGCAAGUGACUGAUUUCGUCGAAUCAGUUGAACGAGGUUGAUGUUUCGUAUCCUGAUUAUUUUUAAAAUGAUUGCUCUUGAUUCAACAUUUCCUUUAUCGAAGAAAACAUCUCUCUCUUGCCAGUGAAACUUGUCGUUCCGACUGGUUCUAACCGCUUCAAAAGAAAUAGUCGAAACGAUCGGAUUUGUCCUCAAAAUGAAAAUUAGAAUUAAAAUAAAAUAUGCCAAACUGAAUACGAUAAACUUACUUACUCAUGGAAAGAAGAAUUGAGGUGGUUUUAAGAGUCUGCAAAAUAAGUAUAUGAAAAUACUUUAAAAUGGACAAAUUAUUGGUUUUUGUAGCUUUUAUUAUCAGCCUUUCAUUCGUUCAUUGUGCGCCUUAUGAAUGUAUCAGCAAUUCCACUGAUGAAUUCGAGGAUUCGUACGUUGGUCUACUUAUUUCGCCAGUUUUAUCGACGGAAACAUAUAGAGAAAUUGAAAUUUAUUGGAACCAUGCAAAGUACCGUGUAGGAGAUGAAAUUGGGCUUUAUACGGAAAAACCAAGGGAUGAUCUUGAGCCGAUUUUCAUCAUUCACCCAGACAGCCAAAGUGGAAUUGUUAAAACAGGAAUACAGGCUGAUUUUAUUCCAACUUCAAAUCUUACUUUCACAAAACAGUGCUUAAAAUACCAUGUUGCUUGGUUGCGUACUGGGAUGGUGAGGAAAGAAAAUUGUUUGAAAACACAGCCAACUUGGAUGUCUGAUAUGAAAAAUAUUCUGGGGCGUCGAAGAAUGCGAGAUCUUUUUCUACCUGGAACACAUGAUUCUUCCGCUUAUGCGAAAACCAAUUUUAUAUUGCCCGAAACUUUAGUUACGAAAUACGUCAUAACCCAGGAUGAGGAUGUUCUUGGCCAAUUGAUAUACGGUGCUCGAUAUCUGGAUAUUCGAGUGGGAUACUAUGCUACAGAGGCGAUCCAAUGGUGGGGCAGCCAUGGGCUUGUCGCCGUGGUUCCAUUUCAAACAGUCAUCGAUGACGUCAAGACUUUCCUCAAUAAUACGGAUGAGAUAGUCAUCUUCGAUGUGCAAGAAUUCCCCGUCGGUUUUGGCCAAGACUUCACAAUACAUCGAAAAUUAGUGGCCUAUUUGGAGGAGCAAUUUGCGGACUAUAUAAUUCCGAAAUCCUUUGGUUGGUCUAGCACUCUGGAUACUAUUUGGUCUUCAGGCAAAAAGUUAAUUAUUGGAUAUGAUGAUCACAAUGUGGUAGGCAUGUUUGACAGCUUGUGGCCCAGUGUUACCCAACAGUGGGGAAACGUACAAAAGGUCGACGAUUUGUAUGAUUACUUAAACAAAAUUGAAACAAAUGCACUCAGUAUCAUCAGUUCUUCGAAGGUAAAUCCGAGGUCUGCAAUGGCAGAACUGACUCCGAAAGCCUGGGAUAUUUUUCUGGACCGACUGGGUGGACUUCGAAAAAUGGCGGAAGAUGUUGAUGCAAAAAUUACCAUGUGGUAUAACACUAAAUGGCAACAUUCGGCAAACAUCGUUGCUGUGGAUUUCAUCAAAGCUACUGGAAUCGUCGAAACUGCCCUUGAGUGGAACGAGAGAAGAUUCAAUAGUUGUUGAAAUUCCGAUAAUUCUGAAACAUUUGAUUACAAAAUACCUGUGACUUCAAACUGCUAUACAUUUGCCAAAUAAGUGAACAAGUCGACCCACGAAGUCUGAAAUAAAUGAAAACAACUUCCACAGUGAAAAAUAACAUUAUAUAAUCAAAUGGUCGAUCGUCCAUUAAUUUCAAAAUAGACAUAUCACUAAA